Messenger RNA from Brettanomyces nanus, 3789 nucleotides. RefSeq lists its product as uncharacterized. Bases 1 to 3789 code for a protein of 1262 amino acids. Gene Ontology annotation, molecular function: cysteine-type deubiquitinase activity; proteasome binding. Gene Ontology annotation, biological process: regulation of proteasomal protein catabolic process; protein deubiquitination; proteasome-mediated ubiquitin-dependent protein catabolic process. The record is from RefSeq and is a predicted model, not a curated record. The transcript has a single exon. NCBI's taxonomy places the organism in Eukaryota, Fungi, Ascomycota, Pichiomycetes, Pichiales, Pichiaceae.
AUGCUUCAGGACUUACCGGAGUGUGCUGAUGCUCCUCCAAAUUACUCUGAUACAUCGGCAGAUUGUCCCCCUUCUCAAUCCAUCCCCGUACUUCCGACUCAUGAUGAUGAUGAUCAUCAUCAUCCUCCUCCGAUUGCACCAUUACCGGCGCCUCCCUUUUAUAUUAAUUCCCAUUCUUUGUUUUUAAAGACAACAGAUCGAAUACUAGAUGAUCUUCGAAAUGAUCCCUACUUUCUUGCUGCAGGUAAGGCAGGUAUUUUGAACCAAAAGUCCAUUGAAUAUGCCGAACGACUCGCUUCAUUCAUAAAAUCCACCACCAAGUACAAGUUGAUUUCAAUAAAGUCUAGUUUAACUUACCUCAACAUCGAUUCCACUAAAGAUUUGGGUCAUGAUGCCAAGUUGCACACUUUUCAUGGUAUCAUCGUACCCCAACAACAAUCAGUGCAGAUCUCAAACGAGCCUCUCUAUCACUUUACUAUCAAGAUUAAGCAGCCGGCUGUUUUACCGGACGUCUCAGAUUCUUCCCCUAAGCAUAAAUUUUAUGCAUUUGAUGAUACUCAGUUAGUUGCAGAAGAUCGGAAAGAUCUCAUUUUAGACGAAGACUUCAUCAUGGACCAGGUCGGCCAUUAUUCUAAUACAGAAGAAGAGUACUUGGGUAAGGUGAUCAUCCAAUCAAUGCCCCAUUUAGUUGAUUCGACCAAUUUGGUAUCGGAAAAUACCCACACUAUAGUGAGAAUAGAAGUCUCCAAUCCAAUCCUUAGUUAUCAGGAAUUGAAGGCUUUUGAAGACGAAGAGAUUCAGGUAAGACUGACGUCUUAUCUUUCACAGAUUACUAACAAGUACGUUGUUGAUAAUCUUAGAGUUAAGGUUCCGUCCACAUUGGAAUGUUUGAAUACCUUAUUUCGUGUGUUAAAAGGUCCGUUUGAUAACAUUGAUUCCGUCUACAGAAAGACAUUGAAGCCUGACGCUUCACCUGUCUUGAAGCUUCAUCUCAAUUUACGGAUCCUCAUCGAUAAAUUCUUCUUCAGAGAAACUGGCAAUGAUGCUGAAAAUCUGGAACUCGAGCCUCCUCGUUUCCGAGAUUUUGGUGAUCUUGAACAUAUUUGCUGUAAUUAUUAUGUGAGAGCAUUACAGGAGGUGCUAUAUGUUGCUUCCAUCUUUGCUCCAGAUUCAAAAAGCUUCUUCAAGCAGACCCUAGAAAUUGACUCUCAUAUCACCAGCAUUUUUCACGCUUUUGGUGAAUUGGACGUCUCCCAGCAUUGGGACAACUGGUCUGCCCAGCAAUACAAUCCAGGAUUCACAACAUUGAGCGUGACCACGUAUUACCCUGACAACUUAAUCAUCGAUUUGUAUAAUCGUAUGGUGGCACUGGAUUCUUCCUGUAAACCAGCGUACUUUGAUGCUCUUACAUUUUGUGCUACUUCUAAAGGGGGCCAGGAAUUACAGAUAUACGCAUCUACCCUCAAAUCCCAAGGUAUGAUUGGAUUGGAUGAAUUGAAGGAUGGAUACAAUAAACUUGGUUUCAAUCCCGCUGUACUAAAAGAUUUAUCGGCGUUGUCAGAUGCAGAACUCAUAUCUUCUUACAAGGAUCAUAUUUUGAUUAGUGAAUCUAAGACAGAAAAGCACUCAUACAGAAAAGCGCUAGAAAGGUUAGGAAAGUUUAGAGAUAGCGCUUCUAUCAGAAAAACACUUGAUUUUGAACCCAUGUUUGAUAUAUCUGAUGCUUACGAUACUUUGGAGACAAGCCCCGCGGUUGAGGAUGAUGUUUUGAUUACGGCCUAUCAGUUGAAAGCCGAGGAUUCUUCUUUUUACAAUCCUGCGUACUCAAGGGCUCUUUCAACUAUAGCUCAAGGCCGGAAAAGCGUGCUGCUUAUGAAUUACUUGGAUUCUACUGUGCCUGGCUACUCUAUCGAUGAUGUCAAUAUUGAGGAUGCUUUCAAUGUUAUUGGUGCGGAUCAGUACGCCAGCGAUACUUCUCUUAUCCGAAUCUUCCAAGAGAGAGUCAAUAAUGAGACAAAAGUUAAUUUCCCACGGAUGUGGAAAGCUUUGAAGGUGAUCGGAGACGGUCGGAAGUCGAAAUUGAUUGAAGGAUUCCUUUCAUCUGGGAUUGUCGACUCCACUUUACUGUCAAUCGAUAAAACACCCGCUGGUUUGAACAACAUCGGAAAUACCUGCUACUUGAACUCAUUGUUGCAGUAUUACUUUGUAAUCAAGCCUUUGCGUGAGCUUAUUCUUAACUUUGAUAAAGCUCUAACUCCGGAGGUUUUUGAAAGUGAGCCGAAUUAUAAGAUCAGGAGAAUAGGAGGAAGGGUGGUUGGAUAUAAAGAGACAGAAAGAUCAUAUCAGUUCAUGUAUCAGUUGAAGGAUCUAUAUUACAAUAUGAUGCAUGAGAAUUCGAGAUGUGUUACUCCAACGAAAGAGUUGGCAUAUUUGUCAUUUAGUCCGAUUGGUGAUGAAGUGGAGUUUGAGCAUCCUGGUGACUUCAAGAAAUCAACGGAACGUGAGGUAUCCGGGGGAGUUAUCAGUUUGGAUGAUGUUGAGCUGGCAGAUGAGCCAAUGGAUGUUGUCGACCGCUCACUUAUUGAUCUUGGUCCGGAUGUUGAAGUGGACUCCGAUGGAGAUGUGGAUAUCUCAGAUGCAAGCACUCCAGAUGUGUCAAUUGGUCUGAUGUCUACUGCUGGAGAUCCCUCAUUGGCGGUUGCAAAGAUCAGUCAUGAUCAAAUCGAGAAUGCCUUCGAAAUUGGUAGACAGCAGGAUGUUACGGAGUGCAUAUCUAAUGUUCUUUCGCAGGUGGAAAGUGCCCUAGAUCCAGGAAUGCUUGACAAAGAGCACGAACAGCUGGAUUUUGUGAAGAAGCUUUUCUACGGAAAAACGAAGCAAACGUUGGUGCCUGUUGAUGUUCAUACAAAGGAGGAAAGACCUGUUGGAGAGCCACGUACUAAGAUUGAACGGUUUUUAAACUUAAUUGUUAACAUUGGCGAUAAUCCAAAGGAUAUUUAUGAUGCAUUGGAUACCUAUUUUACGGAGGAUUUACUUGAAUUGGAUAACGGAGAAGUCAAGCGAUCUCUUACCAUUACAGAAUUGCCUGAGAUCUUACAAAUUCAAAUUCAAAGAGUUCAAUUUGACAGAGUGAGGUUGAUUCCGGUGAAAUCUACCCAGCCUCUACCUUUUGAAGAGAAACUUUAUAUGGAUAGAUACAUGGAUACGGAAGAUGAAGAAAUAAUUGCCAGACGGAAGGAGGUGUUUCAUUGGCGGAGACGCAUCGAGGAGUUGAAUGAAAAGAAAGCGAAGCUUACCAGGAAGAAUAGUUACGGCUUAACUGCUAAGGCGACUUUGGAAUCCACUAAGCAGUUCUUAGAAUCCGAAACAAUGAAUCAGAUCGGUAUUCUUGUUGAUUCCAACACUAUUGAAGUGAUCGAUAACCAAAUUAAGAAAAUUGAAAAAGAAUUGAACAGUAUUGAUUUCGAGGUUCGAAAUUUGGAGGAGAAGAUUUCACAGCAAUUCGUUGGUUUCAGCAGGAUCGGUUACUCUAUUUUUGCCAUCUUCAUUCAUAGAGGUCAAGCUUCGUACGGUCAUUACUGGAUAUAUAUCAAGGAUCCGAAAACGGGGAUGUUCAGAAAGUAUAACGAUGAGAUUGUCAGUGAAGUGGGCCUAGAGGAGGUUCUGAACUUUAACGAGUCCAAUACCGCUACACCAUACUACAUGGCAUUUGUGAAGGAUGACAUAACUGAUGCCAUAGAACCAUUGAAAAGAGAGAUUGUGGAGAAUCUAGUGGAAGAGGUAGAUUAA